AUGUCAUCAGCUGAUGUCACACUAAGCCCGGUUCGUAACGAGAUGCCUCCCCUUCAUGCCAAUUCGUGUGCUGAUUCCUUCCCCGACGAGACCAUUUUGAUCUACCUAACACUCCCGGGAACAGUGAUCCCCAUGCGAGUCCUCGAAUCCGAAUCAAUCGAAUCCGUCAAGCUCCGUAUCCAGUCUUACCGCGGCUUCGUAGUGCGGAACCAGAAGCUAGUCUUCGGAGGCAGGGAGCUAGCGAGGAGCAACUCCAACAUGCGUGACUACGGUGUCAGCGACGGCAACGUGCUUCAUUUGGUAGUCAAGGUCUCUGAUCUCCAGGUUCUUGACGUGAAGACCACUUGUGGGAAGCACUGUAGGUUUCAUGUGGAGAGAGGGAGGAACAUUGGGUAUGUUAAGAAGCAGAUUUCGAGGCAGAAAGGUGGUGACUUUGUUGAUUCCGAGGUGCUUUAUGAAGGUGAGAAGCUUGAGGAUCAGAGCCUUGUUAAUGAUAUUUGUAGGAACAGUGGGGGUGUUCUGCAUUUGCUUGUGAGGAGAUGUGCUAAAGUUCGUGCUAUGCCUGUGGAGAAGAACUUUGAGUUGUCUAUUGUUGCUCCACUACCGCAAGUUGAUGUUGUGGAGGCUAGGAAGGAGGUUUCUGAUGAGUUCUUGUUGGAGCCGGUGAUUGUUAAUCCCAAGGCGGAGUUGCCUUUAGUGGUUAAAGAUAUGGUUAGCUCUGCUUCUGAGGGAUUGAGAAGUGGGAAUCCUCCGGUUAGGUCAAGGGAGGGAACAGGAGGAGCUUAUUUCAUGCAGGGUUGUUCCGGGAACAAGUAUGUUGGUGUGUUUAAGCCUAUUGAUGAGGAGCCGACAGCUGAGAACAAUCCACAUGGGUUACCACUUUCGCCAAACGGUGAAGGUUUGAAGAAAGGAACAAAGGUUGGGGAAGGUGCGUUAAGGGAAGUUGCUGCUUAUGUGUUGGAUCAUCCCAAGAGUGGACGCAGAGCUAUGUGUGGUGAAGAGAGAGGUUUUGCUGGUGUGCCUCCUACAACUAUGGUUGAGUGUCUGCAUCCCGGGUUUAACCAUCCUAAUGGAAUCAAAAGCAAGAUUGGAUCACUUCAGAUGUUUACUGAGAAUGAUGGUAGCUGUGAGGAUAUGGGUCCAGCUUCAUUUCCAGUAGAGGAAGUUCACAAGAUAUCUGUGCUGGAUAUUAGAUUGGCUAACGCAGAUAGGCAUGGUGGAAACAUUUUAAUGAGUAAGGAUGAAAAUGGAAAGAUAGCUCUGAUUCCAAUUGAUCAUGGAUACUGCUUGCCUGAAAGCUUUGAGGACUGCACGUUCGAGUGGCUUUACUGGUCACAAGCUCGGAAACCAUACUCUUCCGAGACACUGGACUACAUACAAUCAUUGGACGCUGAGGAAGAUAUCAGUCUCCUCAUGUUCUAUGGAUGGAAAAUGCCAUUGAAAACCGCUAGAACACUCAGAAUCUCAACGAUGCUUCUGAAGAAAGGCGCAGAAAGAGGAUUGACAGCAUUUGAGAUUGGAAACAUGAUGUGCAGAGAAACUCUAACCAAGAAAUCUCUAGUGGAGGAGAUGGUAGAGGAAGCUCAAGAAGCGGUGCUUCCAGGGACGAGUGAAGCUGCAUUCAUGGAAGCCUUGUCUGAUGUGAUGGAUUAUCAUCUUGAUGAGGUGGUUCACUCUCAGGACUUGGUUCAUGUGUGA
Molecule: messenger RNA, 1698 nt
Organism: Eruca vesicaria subsp. sativa (arugula)
Lineage: Eukaryota; Viridiplantae; Streptophyta; Magnoliopsida; Brassicales; Brassicaceae
Source: the annotation of a GenBank genome assembly